Molecule: messenger RNA, 1218 nt
Organism: Engraulis encrasicolus (European anchovy)
Lineage: Eukaryota; Metazoa; Chordata; Actinopteri; Clupeiformes; Engraulidae
Product: nicotinamide/nicotinic acid mononucleotide adenylyltransferase 3-like
Exons: 4
Coding region: 1-759 (252 amino acids)
Biological process (GO): NAD+ biosynthetic process
Cellular component (GO): mitochondrion
Molecular function (GO): nicotinate-nucleotide adenylyltransferase activity; nicotinamide-nucleotide adenylyltransferase activity
Source: RefSeq, a predicted model, not a curated record
AUGGAGCGCCUCUGUCCUGCCCCGGAGAGGAGAGGAGAGGGUGACAAAUUAGCCAGCGAGCAGCAGCGCAGCUCAUGGGCUGUGGACACCAGAUACCCGGCAUGCCGCUACCAGGUGGUGGGCGGGAUCAUCUCCCCGGUGAGUGAUGCGUACGGUAAGCAGGGCCUCGUGGCUGCCAAGCACCGCGUUGCCAUGGCGAAGAUCGCCCUGCGGACCUCCGACUGGGUGGCGGUGGACGAGUGGGAGAGCCGGCAGCCAGACUGGAACGAGACCGUCGCCACCAUGAGGUAUCACUAUGGGCGUGUUGUGGAGCGGUACCAGUCCCAGGUGGAUCCCCAUGGCAACCAGCCUGUGGAGGCAGCUCCAUCUCCUCAGCUGAAGCUGCUGUGUGGUGCUGACUUCCUGGACUCCUUCAGUGUUCCGGGUCUGUGGCGUGACGUGGACGUGGAGGAGGUGGCGGGCCGCUUCGGGCUGGUGUGUGUGAGUCGCGGGGCUCAGCAACCCGACCGCGCCGUGCACGAGUCCGACCUGCUGUCGCGUCACCGGGGCAACGUGCACCUGGUGCGCGAGUGGGUCCGCAACGAGACGAGCGCCACGGAGGUGCGACGGGCGCUGCGGCGCGGCCUGAGCGUGAAGUACCUGCUGCCCGAUGAUGUCAUCGACUACAUACAGCAGCACGGGCUCUACACACACCACAGCGAGCAGCGCAACAGGGGCGCCACGCUGCGCCCAAUCAGCAAGCAGGGCCUCCUCGACUGACCAAUCAGCAACCAGGGGCUCCUUGACAGACUUUUCCACACACACACACACACACACAGAACCAAUGGACAACAAAGAUAUACACAUGUAAACAAACAAACAAUCGCUGGAUGCUGAGCAACAACGAACCUGAGGAGUCGGGAAGGUCCAAACUUUGGAGGGUGGCGGUGAGGGGCUCGUCCACCUGACCACUGGAGUACAGAGCAACCCCCCCCCACCACACCAUUUUCAUGUUCCAGUCACAUAGCCGUGUGGACCGUAGACCUUCAUCACACACACACAGACACACACACACACACAUACACAAAGACACACAUACACAGACACACUGUCCGUACAGUGGAGUGGAGUGCAGGCCCUUCAUCAGUAUGUUCAGCACACGUCAUGGUCAUGGGGGCUGUGGGGCAGCAGGCUGGCUAGGAGCUCAUCUGCAUGGACAUGCCCACCACACACACACAC